UGCUUUUUACAAUUCUCACUUCAAAAGCAUUUAACACUUAACAUCGCUGUUUCUGUGUUACUCUGCCACUUUUUUUCAAGGUUACUGUUUUUCUCGGAAAAUGUUGCACAACAUUCUCAAUGCUUUCACCGGAGACAAAAGCAACCGCCACCAAGUUGAAGGGACGGUUGUGCUGAUGAAGAAAAGUGUGUUGGACUUCAACGACUUCACUGCCUCCAUGCUUGAUGGUCUUCAUGAGUUUGUGGGAAAAGGAGUUUCUCUUCAGCUUGUUAGUACUGUUAACACUGAUUCAGAGAAUGGAUUGAAGGGGAAACUUGGGAAGCCUGCUAAUUUAGAUUGGAGUACCGCAUCAAAACCUCUUUCAACCGGAGAAUCAACGUUCAAGGUUUCAUUUGAUUGGGAUGAAGAGAUAGGAACACCAGGAGCAUUUUUAAUAUGGAAUAAUCAUGACAAUGAGUUCUACCUCAAAAGCUUGACACUUAAAGGCGUUCCUGGUCAAGAUGUUAUCCACUUUGUCUGCAACUCUUGGGUAUAUCCUGCUAAAAACUACGUAAAAGAUCGCAUUUUCUUCUCCAACAAGACAUAUCUUCCAAGUGAAACUCCGACAACACUACUUAAGUACAGAGAAGAAGAGCUAGAGACUUUAAGAGGUGAUGGAAAAGGCCAGCUUGAAAAGUGGGAUAGGGUUUAUGAUUAUGCAUGCUACAAUGAUUUGGGAAAUCCUGAUAAAGGUCUUGAACAUUCUCGUCCUAUUCUUGGAGGGUCUGCUGAAUAUCCUUACCCUCGCAGGGGAAGAACUGGCAGAGAACCUGCCAAAUCAGAUCCUAAUUAUGAGACUAGGCUGGAUCUUGAGAUGAGCUUAAAGAUCUAUGUUCCGAGGGAUGAAAAAUUUGGUCACUUGAAGAUGUCAGAUUUUCUUGCUUAUGCACUAAAAUCUAUAGUUCAAGUUCUCAAACCUGAACUUGAAUCUCUAUUUGAUAGCACCCCUAAUGAGUUUGACAGCUUUGAAGAUGUACUCAAACUCUAUGAAAGUGGGAUUGAUGUGCCUGAAGGCUUACUUAAGGAUGUUAGGGAGAACAUCCAUGGGGAGAUACUUAAGGAAAUCUUGAGAACUGAUGGGGAAAAGCUCCUCAAAUUUCCACUGCCUCAAGUGAUUGCAGUCGAUAAAUCUGCAUGGAGAACUGAUGAAGAAUUCGCUAGGGAGAUGCUGGCUGGUGUAAAUCCUGUCAUGAUUUGUAGUCUCCAAGAGUUCCCACCAAAAAGCAAGCUAGAUCACAAAGUCUAUGGUGAUCAAUCCAGUAAAAUAACUAAAGAACACAUUGAAAUUAAUCUGGACGGGCUCACUGUGGAUGAGGCAAUUCGAGCAAAGAAGUUGUUUAUAUUAGAUCACCACGACACACUGAUGCCAUACUUAAGGAGGAUAAACUAUACCUCAACAAAGACAUAUGCUAGCAGGACUAUUUUGUUCUUGCAAAAGAAUGGGACUUUAAAGCUACUAGCCAUUGAGUUGAGUUUGCCACAUUCAGUGGGAGAUCAAUAUGGUGCCGUUAGUAAGGUUUACUUGCCUGCGGAGAAAGGUGUUGAAAAGUCUAUUUGGCAAUUAGCCAAAGCUUAUGUUGCAGUAGUUGACUCGGGGUAUCAUCAACUUAUUAGCCACUGGUUGCAUACUCAUGCCGUCGUAGAGCCAUUCAUCAUAGCUUCAAAUAGGCGUCUUAGUGUACUUCACCCUAUUCAUAAGCUAUUACAUCCUCACUUUCGUGACACCAUGAAUAUAAAUGGACUUGCAAGGCAGAUCCUCAUCAAUGCUGGUGGUGCACUAGAGUCUACUGUUUUCCCAUCAAAAUAUUCUAUGGAGUUUUCAUCCUUUCUUUAUAAGGAUUGGUCUUUCCCUGAACAAGCACUGCCUGAAGAUCUUCUCAAGAGAGGAAUGGCUGUUAAGGACUCAACUUCGCCAUACGGUCUUCGAUUAUUAAUCGAGGAUUACCCUUAUGCAGUUGAUGGACUGGAGAUUUGGUUUGCCAUCAAGACAUGGGUUAAAGACUACUGCUCCAUUUACUACAAGGAUGAGGACUCAAUCAAGAAAGACUCGGAACUUCAAUCUUGGUGGAAGGAAAUAAGGGAAGAGGGUCAUGGUGACAAGAAAGAUGAGCCUUGGUGGCCAAAGAUGCAUACUCUCGAAGAGCUGAUUGAAACUUGCACUAUUAUUAUAUGGAUUGCUUCAGCUCUCCAUGCUGCAGUCAACUUUGGACAGUAUCCAUAUGGAGGCUAUCCACCGAGUCGUCCUUCUAUGAGCCGACGACUCAUGCCUGAAAAAGGAACUCAAGAGUACAAUGAACUUUUGGAAAAUCCUGACAAAGCUUUUCUGAAAACAAUCACUUCACAGUUUCAAGCUGUUCUUGGUCUUUCACUUGUGGAAAUAUUGUCUAGGCAUGCUAGUGAUGAGGUCUACCUUGGACAGAGAGACACUCCAGAUUGGACUUCUGACAUAAAGGCAUUGGAGGCUUUUGAGAAGUUUGGCAAUAAGCUUGUUGAAAUUGAGAAAAGGAUUGGGAUAAUGAACAAUGAUGAGAAACUGAAAAACAGGUUUGGUCCUGUUAAGAUGUCAUACACUUUGCUUAAACCUACUAGUGAAGGUGGACUAACUGGUAUGGGGAUUCCUAAUAGCAUCUCGAUUUAAUAUGGCUAAGGGUCUUGUAUUUAGUUAUUUUCUUUGUUAAACAAUAAUAGUGGUGGUGAACUUGGUAAUUUUAGAUUAUAUUUUAGAAUAGGCAAGUAAAGUCUUUUUACUAUUUAUCUUCAUUAUGGUGUGCUAAAACUUGCUAUAGAGUAUCAUACUAUUUUCUUUACAUCAGUGAAUAUUGAGUCAGUAUUUGAGUUCAGCAGUAUAA
Medicago truncatula (barrel medic) is the source of this 2888-nucleotide messenger RNA. RefSeq names its product probable linoleate 9S-lipoxygenase 5. Gene Ontology annotation, molecular function: protein binding; metal ion binding; oxidoreductase activity, acting on single donors with incorporation of molecular oxygen, incorporation of two atoms of oxygen. The record is from RefSeq and is a predicted model, not a curated record. Bases 101 to 2677 code for a protein of 858 amino acids. The transcript is spliced from 9 exons. Lineage: Eukaryota; Viridiplantae; Streptophyta; Magnoliopsida; Fabales; Fabaceae. Gene Ontology annotation, biological process: lipid oxidation.